This is a messenger RNA of Ochotona princeps (American pika), 2835 nucleotides long. It is a transcript of the gene LIPT2, whose product is annotated as lipoyl(octanoyl) transferase 2. The record is from RefSeq and is a predicted model, not a curated record. Gene Ontology annotation, biological process: protein lipoylation. Bases 752 to 1447 code for a protein of 231 amino acids. Gene Ontology annotation, molecular function: lipoyl(octanoyl) transferase activity. The transcript has 2 exons. Gene Ontology annotation, cellular component: mitochondrion. NCBI's taxonomy places the organism in Eukaryota, Metazoa, Chordata, Mammalia, Lagomorpha, Ochotonidae.
UCAAACCAGUCUUGCAUUCCUGGGAUAAAACAUACUUGGUCAUGAUGUACUAAUCCUUUUAUGGACUGUUGAAUUCAAAUUGCUAAUAUUUGCCUAGGAUUUUUACAUCUAUGUUCACACAAUGUCUUUCAGACACCCAUGAGAACAAUCGAUGGUACCAGUUUCUUGUACAGCCUUCUCACGCUUAUACAAGCAGGCAUUUUCUCAGCCAUGGUCCACACAUAAUUUUUUUCCAUCACUUAACAAAACUGUUAGCAUAUUAUUUUGUGUUUUGGUCAUCUCCCACCUUGCUUUUUUUCCUAUGGCAUUUUAUUUCCUUGAAAUUAAUAAACAGGAAAAUACAAAACUUGACAAAGCUGGAUAGGAUAGACAGUCAUUCAUCCUAUUAUUUUGGUUCCUCCUUUCCUUCCUUUUGUCCAACUGAACAAUACUUGGCUGUGAGAUAUUUUGGGGGUUCUGCCUGCCGCGGAGGAAUAGAACCUACGACAGAUGCUUAUCCAGGGAAUUCAGCUGUGUCUAAAUGACAACACCGUGGAUGCUGUAGAUCGGAUCCUGUCACCCACUCAAGGCUUAGCCGGUCACUGGGUCACUGCGUGACGGAACCCUGUGCUGAGCGUUGGAGGAAGACACAUCCGCCAGGCACCCAGCAGGCGCGCGGCUCGCGGGAGCGGCGGCUCGGGGCGGGCCGCUCGGGUCCCCGCCCACCCCGGCGCGGUCAGAGGGCGGGCGCGCGGACGCCGCGGCCGGCGAGAUGCGACAACCAGCGGUUCGGCUGCUGUGGCUGGGCCGGGUGCAGUACGGCGAGCUCCUGGCGCUGCAGGAGCGCUGGCUGCGCCGGCUGCAGGCCGAGCCAGGCCCCGACGCCCCGUCGGCCUCCGAGGCGGGCGCGCUCCUGCUCUGCGAGCCCGCGGGGCCUGUGUACACGGCCGGGCUGCGUGGAGGUCUGACGCCCGAGGACACUGCGCGCCUGCGAGCCCUGGGCGCCGACGUGCGCGCCACAGGCCGCGGCGGCCUAGCCACCUUCCACGGCCCCGGCCAGCUGCUGUGCCACCCAGUGCUGGACCUGCGACGCCUGGGCCUGCGCCUGCGCAUCCAUGUGGCAGCGCUGGAGGCGUGCGCCGUGCGCCUGUGCGAGCUGCAGGGCCUGCGGGGCGCGCGUGCACGGCCCCCGCCCUACACGGGCGUCUGGCUCGGGGAGCGCAAGAUCUGCGCCAUUGGUGUCCGCUGUGGAAGGCAUGUCACAUCCCAUGGGCUGGCACUGAACUGCGCGACUGACCUCACGUGGUUUGAGCACAUUGUGCCGUGUGGACUGGAGGGAACAGGUGUCACUUCGCUGAGUCAAGAGCUGCAGAGACACGUCUCUGUAGAAGAGGCGAUGCCGCCCUUCCUCGUGGCCUUUCAAGAAACCUACAAGUGUACAUUGAUCUCCAAGGACAGUCCCAUCUGAUGGACGUUCAUGCGACCCGCAGCCAGGAUGGCCUUGCCUUGGAAAGCAACACUGUCUGACUUGAGAACCUGGCACCCAGGUUGGAGGCCAACCCAGUUCCUGACUGAGAGACUCAGGUGCCACCAGAAGCUCUAAGCGGUUGUUGCCAUGUGUAUCAUGGUUUAUUCAUAGCUUCCUUUGCCUACCUCAGAGAUAACAGAUGUGAAAGCGCUAUGAAAAGCCUCAGCAACUAUAAGAAAUAGUGCUACAGACGCCAGCCUCUCAGUUAAGAGAAACAGAUGUCACGGAUAGUCAUUUAUCAGUUAUUAGUUCCUUCCUUAAAACCAUCUCUAAUUGGGUGGUUCUGGCUUUGAUUUUGUGGGGUUCAGGUCUCUGGAUGGUCUAGGUGAAGAUGCCCAAUAAGACGUCAUGCUUUUUCAUUCUCAAGAGACCUGGAUGCCUUUUGUAGUAAAGGGAAGGUAGAGAUUGACCUCCUGGCUUGGAAUCCCCAGUUUUGGUCGUUUAACCCCUUUCUUUCGUGAUAAAUUUGUACUGGACCCAAGGCAGGGAGAAAGACCAGAGUCAUUUCUCCCAUUGUCCACAUGAGAGACAGAAUUGAGUGUUCACAGUUAUGUAAUUCUGCCUAACAAAUCACUAAAGCCUAGAGAUUCAACGAUAAGCGUGCAUGGUUUCAUUUUUCUCUGUGUGGAUCAGGGAUUUGGGAGAAGCUUAGCUGGGUGUUUGCAGUUCAGGAUCUCCCACAAUCUUGGGAGUCAGGAAUGUCCACUGGGGCUGCCACCAUCUGUGUUCACAAGUUGGGAGGAGGAAGGUCAGCUUCUGGGAUAGCUCACACACUUCCUGGUGGUCCUGCGUGUGGACAGGAGACCUCAGUUCCCCCGUAGGGCUCCUGGAGGUCAUCAUAACAGAGACAAAGGAGGGAGCCAUGUCUUAUGGGACCUCUUGGUGGGACUCACACUCGUUUCUGCAGUCUCCCAAGAGAGAAGCCCUGUGCUGUGUGGAAGGGGCUUCCCAAGCAUCAGGAGAGCCAAGGUGCCUGGGGGGCAGGGUAGGCAUGCUGGAAACUGGCUUCUGCAUCAUCCUGUUUUAAGAGUCAGGGGGCUCUGGUUCCAGUCCUGCUUCAGUGGAAACAUCUUGUCCUCUCGCAGACUUUCUGUCUUCCCUUUGACAGGUGCUGUUCAAUAUUAAUAGAAUGUCAGUCACAUUGUCAUUUGACAUUAGCUAGAAACCAUGCUAAGAGAAUAAGAAGAAAUGAGUAGUAUUGGUUUCAAUAUACUUUAAUUAGCAGAGCAUAUUAAAAAUAUCAACUUAUAUCAAUACAAAUGAAUUAUGAGAUAUUUUGCAUCAUUUUGAUACUGAAUCUUCAAAAUCUGGUAUUUCAUGCUUGUAGC